Molecule: messenger RNA, 465 nt
Organism: Dichomitus squalens LYAD-421 SS1
Lineage: Eukaryota; Fungi; Basidiomycota; Agaricomycetes; Polyporales; Polyporaceae
Exons: 1
Coding region: 1-465 (154 amino acids)
Source: RefSeq, a predicted model, not a curated record
AUGGAGGAGCGACUCACCAAAGCACGCUGCCAGCUCACACUAUCGCUCGACUCAACAGUGGACAUCCUCGCCCGUUCUCCAUUGGGGACUCAGAUCCCCGGUCAUUGGUACGAACUCCUACCCUCGUUACCUCCUCCCGGCAUUCGCUCUGCGGCCCCUGUCCCCAUCCCUAGCUCCAAACAAGAUCACAGUAGCGAUGGUGAUGACGACACCGACGAUGACACUCCCCCUGCCUUGCACCCCCUCUCACCUCCAUCCUACCACCGCGGACUUCUUUCCCAGUCCUCUAGUCAAUCCUCCGUCCCUCCCAGGCCCAGAAACCAUGAGCGUUCUGCCUCACCCCCUCCUCGCCGUCCGUCUUCAGCACGUUCCCUCGAAGACCGCCUCACGUCCCCCUUGCCCUCGGCCUUAGGGCACCCCCUCUCCCUUGCCCCGGACGACGACAUCUUCGAGAAGGGGUUCUGA